AUGGAUAUGAAGGACGGCAGCACGGUGAAGCACGGCCACCCCGAGCCUGUGUAUGACCUUGCCGGACAUUGCUCGAUUAUAUUCGACAACACAGUUUACGCAUACUCCGCCGCCGGAUUCCAGUCACUGGCGUUGAAAGAGGGGGCAAAAUGGCAAAAGAUGCCAAUGGACAUUUCGUUGACGGGAGCGCAAUGUGUGAAGGCAGGGGACAGGCUUUACAUCGUGGGAGGGUCACCUAACGCAACGGCCGCCGACUGGAAUUAUCCUGGACUGAUGCACUACACGUUCGCGACAAAGAAAUGGGAUUGGCAACGAUCGGAAAGCUGGAACACGCAAAACCGACAAAACCACGGCGCUACAUAUCUCGCCAACCAGAAGAAGAUUCUUGUCUACUCGGGCUCUCAGAAGGCGGGAGACAUGGGCGCUUCGCCGGAGACCUUUCUCUUCUCUACUCAGGAGCCGUACUCCGUCCAGAGUUUCCCUUCGAACGGCGUCCCACCAUCUGUAAAGCCUAUGCUCAUGGCGUGGGAUACGACUUCUGCUUUGAUGAUCGGGGGUGGCGCCAACAAUGCCGCCGCUUGGACGUUCAGUGAAGACAAAGGAUGGAAGGACCUGGGCGUUUCAUUGACCUCCGGUAUUGUGAACCAAGAAUCUGUUCAGUGUUCGGUUGUCAUUGGAACAGAUGGAAGCCGAGUUCUGCAAAAGUUCGACAUGGGCGUCUCUCCUAACACAGUCGAGCGCAUCGUACUUUUGGAUGAAGGCGGCAUUGUGGCCAAGGCCGGUACGACUGUUGGAGACAAGCCUGCCGGUAAGACUGUUGGAGACAAACCUAAGCGAAACACCAUUGCCGACUGGCCGACUUAUAACGAGACUGCCGCUCCCCCGUAUACACGAUCAGGUUUCACCCUAGCUCAGGGCGACGAUGGUAUGACCGUUGCUCUCGGAGGAAAUGCACAAGACCCAUUGUGCUUAUUCAAUGCGAAGGAGAACGCAUGGGUGAAUGCGACAACCUUCUUCGGUGGACAACAAGUGUUGUCUGCGUCGGGGACGUCUUCAAUUUCGAGCAGUCGCCCUACAGGUACUGCCUCAUUGACCGCGUUCCCCAGUGCCUCUGCCUCUACCACAGGCUCUCCAGCAGCAGCAGCCCCAGCCCCAGACAACAAGUCGAAAAUGCUGACCGUUCUGGGUGCGACUCUUGGCACCAUCUUCGGUAUUGCCGCGGUCCUGAUCUUGAUUUUGUUCUGCCUCAAGUACAGGAAGAACAAGGUCAAGAAGGCUCAGCAAACUGGAUAUGUGGAGCGUGAGAAGGACCGCAUGAGCUUUGCCGACCGUGGCGCAGACUUCAUGAAGGAGGCUGGCGGCCAACGACUCAGUUACAUCACUCGCCAUCAUCCAGGGCCGAGGGGGGGUAACGGUCACAAGAAGAACACGGCAAGCGAUGCUAGCACGGCAGGUCUCGUCAAGAAGCCUAGCCCGCUUGGUUACUCGCAAGAGCCAUACGAGCUGUCCAAAUUCGACUUGAAGCCUGAGCCUGUACACAUGGUGCGACAAAACUCUAGUCGUCAGCCACCGGCAAAAGAGGCCAACGGCCGAAGUAGAAGCUCUGGAUGGAGCCGCUACUUCGCUAACAACGAAGCCACCAACCUUGCUAUGCCGGCUAACAACGACAACCGAUCCACGUUUGCUUCGGACAGAAGUAGCAUGAUGAGCCAAUCUCAGUACACCAACUCGCGGAUGCCGAGUCAGCACCCUUCGACAUACGUUCCACCGCUUGAGAUCCCUAAGUUCGAUGGCCAACGUCUCAGCCGAGUAGCCAGUGGAAGUCCAACACUUGGUAGCGUCCAGAGCCAGUCUCUUCCACAUCAACCCAUGCAAGCCGAGCUUAGCCGUGCCAAUUCCAACGGUAGUACGAGAUCUGGACUUAGCGGACACGAGGAACACUUCUUCCGCAACCCUGUUGAGAGCUGGACACCAGUUGGUGACGACGGUCGACCGCCUAGCAGCGCAUACACUGGUAGCAUGAUCAUCGAGCCCAGGGACACGCACAAGUACGAUGGCGCUAGCUCGUAUUACCCUGAUGAUGGCAACUCCUUCUACCCAAAGAGCAACAUCAGUUCAUUCUACCCUGGCCAAGGCUUCAACUCACUUGACGUGCCCGAUGCUCGGGGUAGCACAUUCACCAUGUUCCCUUCGGGCGCAGAUCGAGCACCAGCUGCUCCUACAGAUGAGAUGCCUAAGAGCAAGUUCAGCUCUAUGUACCCUGUUCCACCUCGUCUUGGUCUGGCGCCACAAGACCGGGGAAGCACCGUGACCGUGUUCCCGGGUCCACAUCAGCCUCAGGCAGCUCACAUGGACCACAUGCCGAGCCCAACAUUCAACUCAUUCCACCCAGGUGUUCCCAGGAUCGGCCAUGAGAGCACAGUCACAAUGUUCCCAGGACCAGCAGGGCCACCGGGAGGACCUGGUGCUCCAAACCAAAAAGAGGGUGACAACAUGUCAUGGCUCAACCUUGGGGCUAGCAAGUAAACUGACAUUCUCUUACUGUCUGCCUAUCUCGAAAGGCACUACGCAUAUACAUAAACGGAUCUGGAAAAGCAUCACCAUCAGUCAGCAGCGGAUCUCCUCUUGAUUGUACAACUUGCUGUUCUCUUCAUUGAUCGAGCACGCAUUCUUAGCGCUGGGCGUCUGCUUUCGUUUGAAUUUCUCGCACCGCCGAAGCUUACGCUUCACGACCACUCACUGGUCAUACAGAUACCCGACGCAGUACCUUCUUGCGUCAACAACCCUGACCACCCACCACCACCCCGUAUCUGUAAAUACUCUCCACAGCUUCUCGACCC
Molecule: messenger RNA, 2840 nt
Organism: Boeremia exigua
Lineage: Eukaryota; Fungi; Ascomycota; Dothideomycetes; Pleosporales; Didymellaceae
Exons: 2
Coding region: 1-2526 (841 amino acids)
Molecular function (GO): protein binding
Source: RefSeq, a predicted model, not a curated record